Messenger RNA from Lolium perenne, 1057 nucleotides. RefSeq lists its product as uncharacterized. NCBI's taxonomy places the organism in Eukaryota, Viridiplantae, Streptophyta, Magnoliopsida, Poales, Poaceae. The record is from RefSeq and is a predicted model, not a curated record. Gene Ontology annotation, molecular function: ubiquitin binding.
CAAGCCUUAUCCCUUACCUCGUUCCUGCUCCUUCCCUCACCACUCAUUCUCUCUUAUCGUUCUCCCGAGUCCCGAGAGCCGCCCAUGGCCACCCGACGACGCCCCUUUCCUCUCCCCUUUCAGCCAUGUCGUCUCCUGAGCCACCCAAGGCAUCUCCUCCUCGCAAAUCGUCCCCCGAUCCAGCCAUGUCGUCCGCGCCGCGCGCCCAGCAAUCGAAGCCCUCCUACCACCGCCGCCAUCCCAACUCCGGGCCGAGGCAGCAGCAGCAGCGCUACGUCCCCAAAUCCGCCGCCCCUCCCGCUCCGAAACCCUCGCCCCCACCAUCGCUCACCACCGCCCUCCGAUCGUCGGCCGCCCCAUCCGCAUCUGGCACCGGCGGCAGCAGUGGCGCCGAUGGGUUCAUGGCUUACCUGCCGCACGACGAGGCGGUCGCGGCCGGGCUCGGCGGCCUCGACGUCCAGGAGUCGCAGACCGUCGUCGACCUCCUCAACAACGCGCUCGCGUCGCUCCUCCGUGCGAAGCCUCGCGAGUUGCCGGCGCACGCGUGCGUGCACGUCGCGUGCAGAUCCGUCGAUCUCGCGUGCCUGCAUCAUGCGCGUGGCCGAGGGCGGCUGCCGCUGCACGCCGGCGAGCCGGCCACCAGGACGCGCCAGUGACGGUGCAGGCCAUGGAGGACUUUGGCUGCCGUCGUCCUCCACGUGCAGGUGCAGCUCGCGCCACGGGGAGUCCUCCUUUCCGGCGUCUUCCACGAGGCCAUUCUGCCGCAGCAGUACUCCGACGUGAUGCGUCCCGGCGGUCUCUUCCCACGACCUCGCCGGGAACAAGUCCGACCCCGUGUGGCCGUGCCUUUCAAGUUUGAUACCAAUCCGGGAUUUCUUUGGAGCGAGAUCAUGGCCCUGGACUUUUGGCAUGAAGGGAGGGACCAAGGUGAAGGUGGACGUUCUGAUGGUGUUAUGAUGAGUUUUUUUUCUUCUCAGGAUGUAACUGUAAACGUGGCUCUAGCUGGCUCCAUCCUUGUAAUAUUGCUUAAUUAAUUUAAUAGCAACUAUAUGGCAAA